AUGAGGGAUCAGGGCAUUCCGCCUCGGGGGAAUCAACCACCACAGAACCAGGGAGCAGCAAGAGCAGCACCAAGGCCUCACCAGCCCAAGCAGGGCCCCCUGGUUCAGCAGAGGACUCCCCCAGCUCGAGUAUACGCUGUUGCUGCUACCGAGGCCGAGCAGGACCCUCUUCAGACUAUCCAUGGCACAGCACACAUUAACGGUACCCCUGUACUCACUCUUUUCGAUUCCGGAGCAACUCUAUCCUUUAUUGAUUCUGCUAUUGUAUCUAGACUAGCACUGAACACUACUAGGAUGCAUGUUCCCUUAGUUGUAGCAUCCCCUAUGGGCAAGUUUGUGGAAACUGAUAAAGUGUGUAGAGCAUGUCCCAUCACGCUCGCAAAUCGCGAGGUCGCUAUAGACCUAAUUGUCAUGUCUGUUAGACAUUUCGAUGUCAUUCUUGGGAUGGACUGGCUCACGUUGGUACACGCGGUCAUGGAUUGUCGCGACAAGUCAGUGACUAUAUCCAUCCCGGGGCAAGCCUCGUUCAUCCUGAAGGGUAGGGGCAGAUGCUGA
This is a messenger RNA of Magnolia sinica, 555 nucleotides long. RefSeq lists its product as uncharacterized. NCBI's taxonomy places the organism in Eukaryota, Viridiplantae, Streptophyta, Magnoliopsida, Magnoliales, Magnoliaceae. The transcript has a single exon. The coding region runs from base 1 to 555 and encodes 184 amino acids. The record is from RefSeq and is a predicted model, not a curated record.